Messenger RNA from Ylistrum balloti, 2575 nucleotides. Its product is annotated as refilin-B-like. Gene Ontology annotation, molecular function: filamin binding. Gene Ontology annotation, cellular component: actin filament bundle. The record is from RefSeq and is a predicted model, not a curated record. The coding region runs from base 238 to 903 and encodes 221 amino acids. NCBI's taxonomy places the organism in Eukaryota, Metazoa, Mollusca, Bivalvia, Pectinida, Pectinidae. Gene Ontology annotation, biological process: regulation of chondrocyte development; actin filament bundle organization. The transcript has a single exon.
GUAGUGAGACAGCGACAGAAAAGCGGGAUAUUGUAUUAAGGGAAAGUUGACCUGGUCUGUAGGACUGUGUUACACACCUGAGAGCGCGGCGAUAUAGAUAAAGAACUUACUACUGUCAUUGUAUUGUCAUUCUAACGCCCGAGGGGGCAAACGUGCCGCAUACCGCUGCUGUACAUGAAAUACAACUGCACCAGGAUCAAAUAAGGGCAUCCCCAUACAUCUAUCUACCUUAGCAUCAUGAGGUUGACGCCUGACCACGUGGAAGAAACAUUAGCUGUGGUGAAGCUGCCUAACUUUGAGGAGAAGUACGACAUCAGUGCUGUGAAUUACGACAGUAUGAAGAGGUACCACGGGGAAGUACGAAUGGAGCCCACUCUUCAACCUGUUCACCACAAAGAUACUAUCAUUCUGUUUAGCAAUUGCACGAAGAAGCGAUUUGUGAGCCACACAUAUUAUGAACCGAAAGUGAAACCAAGGUUUUUCUCGGAGACAUUGGUGAUAUACCCCAAACGUCCUUGCAAGGUAUUUGCAUCUUGUGUUGACUACCAUAUAGACGAGUGCCGGAAAUGGUACCGAACUAGCAUGGAGUUCACUGCCCGGACAUUCACAACAAAACGAAUUCAGAAACGGAAAUUGGACAGACAAUCAUCACCAAACCCCGUAAACACGAGUUCAUAUGAUAAUGAUGGGCCUGGCGCCUCACAAAUUUUCCUACCGAGAUUUAACAGAGAUAAAAUGGAGGACGAUGAAGAUGUGAUACAGGAUGUGAAUCUUGUGAACGGAGACAUAACAAAUAGUUAUCACGGAUUAAGUAAUGGACAUAUGAAUAAGGAUAUGUUCAACGGUGAUCUUCCGAACGGAGACAUCCUUAUACCAGGUAUAGAGAGUCAUAGAUGGGUAUAGGACUGGUGUCACGGGACAUUUUCUAAUAUCAAGAAUAGAGAGGCAUGGCUUGUUAUAGGUUUAUGAUACUGGGCAUAUUGAUAUACCAGAUAUAGAGAGACAUAGAUAUGUAUAGGACAGGUGUCACGGGUCAUAUAUCAAGAUAUAGAGAGACAUAGAUAUGUAUAGGACAGGUGUCACGGGUCAUAUAUCAAGAUAUAGAGAGACAUAGAUAUGUAUAGGACAGGUGUCACGGGUCAUAUACCAGAUAUAGAGAGACAUAGAUAUGUAUAGGACAGGUGUCACGGGUCAUAUAUCAAGAUAAAGAGAGACAUAUAUGUGUAUAGGACAGGUGUCACAUGUCAUAUAUCAAGAUAUAGAGAGACAUAUAUGUGUAUAGGACAGGUGUCACAUGUCAUGUACCAGAUAUAGAGACAUAGAUGUGUAUAGGACACGUGUCACAUGUCAUGUACCAGAUAUAGAGAGACAUAGAUAUGUAUAGGACAGGUGUCACAUGUCAUGUACCAGAUAUAGAGACAUAUAUGUGUAUAGGACAGGUGUCACAGGUCAUAUACCAGUUAUAGAGACAUAGAUGUGUAUAGGACAGGUGUCACAGGUCAUAUACCAGUUAUAGAGAUACAUAGAUGUGUAUAGGACAGGUAUCAUAUGUCAUGUACCAGAUAUAGAGAUACAUAGCUGUGUAUAGGACAGGUGUCACAGGUCAUAUACCAGUUAUAGAGAUACAUAGCUGUGUAUAGGACAGGUGUCACAGGUCAUAUACCAGUUAUAGAGAUACAUAGAUGUGUAUGGGACAGGUGUCACAUGUCAUGUACCAGAUAUAGAGAUACAUAGAUGUGUAUAGGACUGAUGUCAGAUAUAAAAAGCUAUGACGUACUUGACUAUCAAUUAAAACACGGAAUCGUUAAACGGUUAUAGAAACAAGAUGUCGUAUAUUCUCUGCUUUUAAUGCCAACUCAUCAAUUCAAAGCCGGAAAAACAAUUUAAGCUAAAUUAGUUAGCCAUAUCCAAAAGUGUAACUGUUGAUGUGUGUGACAAGUUCUGAGAUGAACCAUCAGUGUGUUGUAAUGCUGGCCGACUGUAGGGACAAGUGGUACCAUUAACGACAAACGUGAUGGAUGGAGAACGUCUAUUGACACAAGGUCACAAAAUGUGGAUUUCAAAUAUUCCUUCCAUAUAAUAUCUUAUUGCUUACAAAUGGUGCAAUGUAUAUGUUAAAGUUGUCGUUCAUUGUUUACUAUAAAGUAGCUUAGCUUCCGAUGUUGACCUCGGCGAUCUUUCGGCGUAAAGAAAACAUUUUGACACGAACAGAUGUGGUGAAGUCGGACAUUUCUAAUAUGUUUACAAUUCAGAUUCCUUGUUUUGUGGUUAGAAUGCCGAACAUAUCUGAAGAAAUUGACAGGAAAAUCUGAAGUGGCCAACACUUACUCUACUGUGUAUCUGAUUCGUGAUAUAUAACUCUAUAAAGUGGAAAGUGACUGUGUGGUUUUGUAUCUCACGAACAGGAACGUUUCACCCAUUUGUCAUUGGAAAGGAUGAGUGCUGAUUUAGAUAAACAAUUUAAAAAUCCAAUCUUUGAAAAGACACAGGUGCCACAGACAUGAUCAUCAAAGACAUGUGGAUGAUUGUGUUUUAAUGACUUUUUACUGCCUGAAUUAAACGAUCUCGCAUCAAA